ACUUGAGUACUGCACAAAUAUCAAAUAUCAUGGGUACGUGCAGUUAUGCAGUUGUGUGCACUGACAUGUGACUGUCUAGUAGUAGCUGCAUAGUAAUAUCUUAAAUGACUGAAUAAAAUAUUAAUUAGGCAUUUGAAUAUCGAAAUGGCAGGAAAAAAUAACUUGAUAAGUAAAUCGGAUAAUGUUCAAGAUAAUUUUUCUCUUAACGGUGAUUUUCAUGUACAAAAUAAUUUUGAACCGGACUUUGUUGGCAGGGAAAAUGACCUUGAAAAGUUACAUAAGGAAUCGGAAGUUUGUAGGAUAAUUGGUAUAUUUGGAAUAAAAUCAGUCGGCAAAUCAAGGCUUGUGAAAGAAUAUUUGAACAGAUUUAAACCAGGCGGAGUCAAAGUUAUACAUAUAGAUAUAAAGUUGAUGCCGGAUAUAGUGUCGUUGUAUAGAAACAUCUGCACAGCCUUGGAACUACUCUUUGAUCAAGAGUCGACUGGAUCUGACCAAUGGAUUCAUGAUAUCGUGCUAUUUCUAAAUUCAGCACCAGGAAACGAGUUUUUAUUCUUCUUUGACAAUACAGAGGACUAUCAAAAUACUGAAAAUCAAAACAUUUGCUCUUCAUUUUUGAGAUUAUGCACCACAAUGGUAAAGAAAUGCAGAAACGUUCAGAUUUUCAUCACUUCAACUACUCAAGUUCAGUUUUCUAAGCUUGGAAGAGUUUAUUACGGUCAUGAACUGCUACCUUUGAAUGAAACUGAAGCAAGACAGCUACUGGAAAACGUGACUUCGGAGAUUGAUCUAGGAGACUAUGAGAGUGCACUAAUAACGCUUAGUGAAGGAUUGCCGCUUCUGAUCCUCAUGAUCGGAUCAGAGUUAACAAAAGACGCAGGGAUGAUAACUCCGAAAAAUAUGGUCAAUCUUUUACUCACUGGUAGACUCAGAGCAUUGAGUAGAGAAUUUUAUCCAGAGGAAGAUAGAGUCGGAGAUGUCUAUAGGAAGUUUCUUGAUCGACUAGAUGGAGUGUAUAAGAAUCAUCUCAUUGUUUUAGAAUACAUCCCGGGAUCAUUCAGUGCUGAACAGGCACAACAAAUACUUGAUUUAAAUACAGAGGAGAUGGUCAUGGGGGAAAUUUUACUCCCUGCACGUAGACGUCAAAUACUUCAUUAUGACCUACAUACAAAACGAUUUGGAAUUCAAGGAAUUAUACGCGAAUGUAUAAAGUCAUUCUACAUCAUUAAAAAUUUACCAGAAGUAAGACGAAGAUACAUAGAAAUCUUUUCUGCUGUAAUGAUCAAUAUCUCCAAGCGUCUAAAUACAUCUGAUUAUACAAACGCUAUGGCUGAAUAUUUUAUUGAACAACCGAACUUACAAAAGCUGCUGAUAGAAGUAGAGAACACUGCUCAAGACAAUUACAAGUUCUUCAUAGAAAUGGUGACCAACUGUACCGGAAUGAUUGAACACUUAAUGUCAGGAAAUGGUCAAGUAUUUUAUAAGCACUGUUUACAGGCUGCGGAAAGGUAUGGCCAGGACGAUGAUAAAGCAGCGAUCAACAUUGCUGUUGGAAGUUUAUACACAAAUACUACGGGAAAUUUACUCGGAGGAGAAGCACACUACAAAGCAGCAUUGGACAUUCUAGAACCUCGAGGUGAAAGAUCUUUACUUCUUGCAACAGCUUAUCAAAGGGUAGGUUGGAACACACUCCUUCAAGGACAAAACACUGAUGCUAUAAGAUAUUUCAAGAAAUCAUUGGCAAUAACUGUGAUAUCGGGGGAAAAGUUCAAAGUAAUUGCUGUACAAUCAUUAAACAGUAUGGGAGUAUCGUUUGCGUUUUUAGGGAAGUUCAAAGAAGCAGAAAAGUACCACUUUCAAUCGUUGAAGCGGCGCCGAAUGUUCCUUGGUGAGACUCAUCCAGGAAUAGCUGUCUGUUUUAACAACAUUGGUGAAAUGUAUGAUUUAAACGGUGACUCCGAAAAAGCAAUGGAAUACUAUAAAAAAGGACUUGAUAUGAAACUACGAUGCAAUGCUCCUGUUUUAUCGACGGUUCUCUCCCUGUGCAGUACAGCUAAAAUGAUGAUCCCUUUAAGACAAUUCAAAGAGGCUCAUUCACUUCUAGAUGAUGGGUUUGAAAAGUUAAAUAAGGAAAAGCUCCCACCGAAGGAAGCGAAAGCAUGUGUCUGCCACACUAAAGGUUUGGUGUAUAAAGAAGAAUGUCGUUAUAAUGACGCUGGGGAAAUGUUCCGAAAAGCAGUAGAAAUUAGACAGGAGAUUGCACCAAACAAUACCCAGUAUAUUGAGAGUUUAUCGCAUUUGGCAGACAUAUAUAAGAUACAAGGCUAUUUACCAUGUAGUUUGAAAUAUUGUGAAAGGGUUUUACAAAUUAAGGAACAAGUAAUAACUUCAACGCCGCACACGUUGGUUAUUGCUGAUACAUUCGAUCGAAUGGCUGACAUCUACAAGAAACAAGAAAAUACGCAUAGAUAUGAUGAAACCCUAGAGAAAUUACAAUCAGAACUUGUUCGUUUAGAGCGUGUUUUUCUUUGUCAUCAAAAUGAAAGAGAUUUGUAUAAAAUACGGAAUAGACUUAGGGAUUUAGGAGCUACAAGGGAAUAAAUUUGAUUUAUGAAAAAAGUAGUUAAUUAUACGUAUACCAAAAGAAAAAAAAAUAGAAAAUCGCUUUCUUAAAAUUGGAGACCUAUUACUUUGUUGAAUAAUAUAUAUAAAAUUGCAUUACAUUCUGUUAAGUUAAGAAAUUUUAAAAAUAGAAAGAGUAUUUACAUUGAUAAUAAAGAAAAUUAGAAUUAUAAGAUUACAAAUGAUGCUUCUCAAUUUUAAGAUGAUAAAAGAGCACACCUUAAACAUGUUGUAGAUUGUCUCUAUAUAUAUAUAUAUAUUCACUUUUGUCAGGAUUAAGUGUAAACUAUAACAAGACGCAAGUAUCAUAGGGGACUGCUUCAUUCUAACUUCUCGGAGUACACUUACUUUGAUUUUUAUCUAGAAAAUAUGUUCAAGAGCAGUGUUGAUCAUAAAGUAUAAGUUGAACUGCUCGUAUAACCUCAGUUGAAACAUUUAUUUAUAAGCCUACCUAAGCCAUCAGAUGAAUAUGAAGAAAAUAGAGGAUAUGUUAAAAGAAUUUGUAUGGAAUGUAAAACAAAAUUGAAAAACAAAUCUGUUUAAAUAAAGAAAAACACUUUAUUCUGGUCAAAUUAAAGUGAUAGAUAUUAGAAGUUAUAUGAAAAUCUUAAAAACAAAGUUGCUUAGAAAUUGUAUUACAUGUGUGUUUAGAUAAUGCCACAAACUUGUACCAAAUCAUUUUAUGUUUACAAAAUCGUAAGAUUUGGUAAAUGUUAUUGUGAUAAAAUUGUUUAGUUAAAUUAGGUUCCGGAAAGAUUUCAUAAAUGCUAGGGUAUGAUAUAAUGACAAAAUGAAUAAAGAUACAUGUUUAACAAUUUUUACAUUUGUCGUUAUAUUAAACCAUGUAUAAAAAUAGAUCGUGUAUUUACAAAUGUAC
Ruditapes philippinarum (Manila clam) is the source of this 3496-nucleotide messenger RNA. Its product is annotated as nephrocystin-3-like. The transcript is spliced from 8 exons. The record is from RefSeq and is a predicted model, not a curated record. The coding region runs from base 145 to 2598 and encodes 817 amino acids. NCBI's taxonomy places the organism in Eukaryota, Metazoa, Mollusca, Bivalvia, Venerida, Veneridae. Gene Ontology annotation, molecular function: protein binding.